Molecule: messenger RNA, 1377 nt
Organism: Clunio marinus
Lineage: Eukaryota; Metazoa; Arthropoda; Insecta; Diptera; Chironomidae
Source: the annotation of a GenBank genome assembly
AUGAAUUUAGAAAAUAGUAUGGCUAAUAUUUUAAAAGCCAAAUUGUUUACUUUGGAGAAAUCUUUUGAUAAUUUGAAACCCAAAAGAAGAACCAAACGCGCGUGGGAGACGUUGGGUUCUGGAAUAAAAUGGUUAGCUGGUAACCCUGACGCUGACGACGCAAAACGAUGGGAAAACGAAAUUUAUAAACUUAAGAUCAAGAAUAGGGAACUGAUAAGAAAUAACAACAUACAGCUAGAAACAAACAGGGUAUUUGAAGAUAAAAUAAAUGAGAUGGCUAAAAUCUUAAGAACUUCUGUUUCAAAAAUUUUAAAUUCCACUUUGGAAUCAUUGGAUAUAGUAAAUUUAAUUUUCAACAUUGAUUUAGUUAAAGACAAAAUUGAUAGUAUUACUGACGCUAUUGCAUUAGCAAAAUCUAACAUUGCUUCUAAGAACAUUUUUGAUGAAAAAGAAAUUUCAUAUAUUUUCGAUACAUUAAGUAAUCAGAAUCUAUCAAUCCCCUCCUUACAUAAUUCCCUAAACUACAUUAAACCAUCAGUAAAAUACAUCGCAAAUGAAAUCCACUACAUUGUCGAAAUUCCACAAGUUGAGGGAAACUUCAUAAGAAUCCAUCUAGAGCCACUCCCGGUCAACUCCAAAAUCAUCAAGGUAGACUUUGCAGAAAUACUUCUUCAAGAUCAGAAAACGUAUGCUAUUCAUGGGGAAUGCUUUAAUACGCUACAAAAUACAAUAUGCAAACAAGGGCAACUCGAAGACAUAAGCGAAAAUCAAUGUGUACCCGCAAUUGCUCGUGACAAACAGAGCAAUUGCGUCUUCAAGGAAGCAAAACGAACCUCAGAAAUAAAAGUCAUACAAGCGGGGACAAUCAUCAUCAAGGACACGAAACCAAUGAAAUUAAUUAACUCGUGUGGUGCAGCGAACCACACGGUGCAAGGACCCCUUCUUGUGGUCUUCAAGAAUUGUACAAUAUCGUUGAACAACGAAGUCUACGAAAAUACCGACUUCGUUUUCCAGGAACCUAUUGAAAUAUUCCCAUUUAUGGAGAAUAUAAUUCAACAGAGAAACAUCGAGCCGUUGAAAGAACUACAUGACAUACAAGACUUACAUGUUGAAAACAGGAAACAAAUGAAAGCGAUGCAAGACAACCAAGAAAUGAUUAACAAUUUCAUAAUUGGAACAGGAUUUACAACUACCACUAUUAUUAUUAUCCUCAUAGUAAUAAUGGCAGUCAUCAUAGUUCGUAGAAGGCUGUCAAAGGGACUUGCCAGCUUAACAAGGGAGGAGUUAGAACAGGUUCCCCAGUUAGAACAAGUUCCCCAACCAACCCUUCCCGAAACCCACAUUCCCUUAUUCCCAUAUUCCCCAAGUAAGAAGUAA